Leucoraja erinaceus (little skate) is the source of this 2878-nucleotide messenger RNA. It is a transcript of the gene opn6a, whose product is annotated as opsin 6, group member a. Gene Ontology annotation, cellular component: membrane. NCBI's taxonomy places the organism in Eukaryota, Metazoa, Chordata, Chondrichthyes, Rajiformes, Rajidae. Gene Ontology annotation, biological process: G protein-coupled receptor signaling pathway. Gene Ontology annotation, molecular function: G protein-coupled receptor activity. The record is from RefSeq and is a predicted model, not a curated record. The transcript has 7 exons. The coding region runs from base 1751 to 2878 and encodes 375 amino acids.
GAAAAGUUUACAGUCAUAUGAGCCAAAUGUGAUCAGGUGGGACAGUCAUGAACAGUUUGUUUCCAGCUGUUAUCAGGCAACUGAACCAUCCUACCAACAAUUCAUAGCAAAAGGAUUUGAUUCAUAGCAAAAGGAUUUGAUUCAUAGCAAAAGGAUUUGAGUAUAGGAGCAGGGAGGUUCUACUGCAGUUGUACAGGGUCUUGGUGAGACCACACCUGGAGUAUUGCGUACAGUUUUGGUCUCCAAAUCUGAGGAAGGACAUUAUUGCCAUAGAGGGAGUGCAGAGAAGGUUCACCAGACUGAUUCCUGGGAUGUCAGGACUGUCUUAUGAAGAAAGACUGGAUAGACUUGGUUUAUACUCUCUAGAAUUUAGGAGAUUGAGAGGGGAUCUUAUAGAAACUUACAAAAUUCUCAAGGGGUUGGACAGGCUAGAUGCAGGAAGAUUGCUCCCGAUGUUGGGGAAGUCCAGGACAAGGGGUCACAGCUUAAGGAUAAGGGGGAAAUCCUUUAAAGCCGAGAUGAGAAGAACUUUUUUCACACAGAGAGUGGUGAAUCUCUGGAACUCUCUGCCGCAGAGGGUAGUCGAGGCCAGUUCAUUGGUUAUAUUUAAGAGGGAGUUAGAUGUGGCCCUUGUGGCUAAGGGGAUCAGAGGGUAUGGAGAGAAGGCAGGUACAGGAUACUGAGUUGGACGAUCAGCCAUGAUCAUAUUGAAUGGCGGUGCAGGCUCGAAGGGCCGAAUGGCCUACUCUUGUACCUAAUUUCUAUGUUUCUAUGUUUCUAUUAGAGAGCAGCCCGAGCUACUAUCUACCUCAGUGAAGACCCUCGGACUAUCCUUAAUCAGACUUUACUGGACUAUAUUUUGCACCAACUGUUAUUCCCUUUAUCCUGCAUCUGUACACCGUGGACGGCUCGAUUGUAAUCAUGUAUUGUCUUUCCGUUGUCUGGUUAGCUUGCAACAAAAAGCUUUUCACUGUAUCUCGGUACACGUGACAAUAAACUAAACUAAACUAAACUGGACUAAAGGAGGGGUUGAAAGAUGAUCAAUGGUGAGACGCUGGGGAUGAACGAUGAUUAAUUGGAUGACCAAGUGGGAUGGGAAGAUCAUAAGGAUAUAUGGUCAUAAGGAAUAGGAGUAGAAUUAGGCCAUUCGGCCCAUCAAGUGUACUCUGCCAUUCAAUCGCGGCUGAUCUAUCUCUCCCUCCUAACCCCGAGUUAGCAGAUUAGUAGUUAGUAACCCCAAGAUAACAGAUAGUACAAUGAUGAUGACUGAAAGCCAAUGAUGGGACCAAAAUCUCAUCUGAUGUAACCAGGGAAGAUUUGGGGAAGAGGAGGUAAAUAUACUGGGAAAUGUCUCUCCCCCUCCCCCACCGCUGUCGAGAGAUCAAUUGCUAUCCUGUGCUGCCCCAGACUUGAGGUGACCUGAGCAUUACCGUAAUCCCAGGGAUUAUAGAUGACCUGCCCACCAUCUGGCUGACCUCCGUCAGACGUAAAUAUCCCAAGGAGAGCAGAUUAGUUGGGCUCACGUCAGGUUGAGGAGAGCUCAAAAACUGACGUGGGGAAGGUUUAGCGUAACGAUAGCGAAGGCAAGUGGUUGUGUCCUGGUUAACCACUGCCCCCUCCCAGAGCCCCUUCCCACUCCCAUCCCACCUUCCGGAUGGUUUGGAUGAGUAGGUUGCCGCAGGUCUCUUCUGAGAGAUUGCUGACAGUCCAGUUUGCAGUCCAGGAGUGAGGGGUGGCUGGUCUCGGAAGGAUGGCUUUCCGCAACAGUCCGUGGAGGAACCACAACAGCACCUUCCCCGUCAAAGAGUCUUACAUCUCGGAGCAAGGAGAAACCAUAAUUGGCAUCUACCUGCUGAGCCUGGGCUGGUUAUCCUGGUUUGGAAACAGUGUGGUGAUGUUUGUGCUGUUCAGACAGAGGGCAACUCUACAGCCACCAGAUUACCUGACCUUUAACCUGGCCAUCUCAGACGCCAGCGUUUCCCUCUUCGGAUACUCCCGUGGGAUUAUGGAGAUUUUCAAUGUAUUUCGAGAUGACGGUUUCCUCAUCACAUCCAUAUGGACUUGUCAGGCGGAUGGAUUCCUCACGCUGCUCUUUGGUCUGGUGAGCAUUAAUUCACUGACAGUGAUCAGCAUCGUAAGAUACAUCAAAGGCUGCCAUCCAUACAGAGCUCACUGUGUCGGCACUGGGAGUAUAAUGGUGUCACUGAGCCUGGUCUGGGUUGCUGCUCUCUUCUGGUCGGGUGCCCCGCUGUUCGGCUGGGGCAGUUACAGAGACCGCCUGUACGGGACGUGUGAGAUAGACUGGGCCAGAGCCAUGUUCUCCACCCUUCACAAAUCCUACAUCAUCUCUGUCUUCGCCUGCUGCUUCUUCCUGCCCGUCUCCGUCAUGGUCUUCACCUACGUCUCCAUCAUCAAGACGGUGAAGUCCAACCGCGCGCUGGCCGUGGACGGUGGCGUGGGAGAGCGCCAGAGGAAACUGGAGAGGGACGUCACCGCUGUUUCCAUGGUCAUCUGCACGGCGUUCAUCGUCGCCUGGUCUCCCUACGCGGUGAUCUCCAUGUGGUCAACGAGUGGCCGCCACGUCCCCGCCCUCACCAGCCUGCUCGCCAGCCUGUUCGCCAAGUCCGCCAGCUCCUACAACCCCCUCAUCUACUUCGGCAUGAACUCCAGGUUCCGCCGGGACGUGUGUGCGCUGCUGCCCUGCGCCGCCGGCAAGGAGGGGGUGAAGCUGAAGCGGGUGAAGCGCUGCCCGGAGAUGGAGAUGGAGAUGGAGAUGGAGAUGAGCCCGGAGCGGGAGAGAUUUGAUAAUGAAGAAGUCAGCGUGAAUUAUGUCCUGAAAGUGAAUCCAAGGACCUUCUGCCUCAGCCAGCGUUACUGA